AUGGUAACUAAAGAAUACGACCACUUAUUCAAGUUGCUAAUAAUUGGCGAUAGCGGAGUUGGUAAAAGUAGUAUCUUACUUCGCUUUGCAGAUAAUCUCUUUCAAGGGACGUAUAUUACUACCAUUGGAGUAGAUUUCAAGAUUCGAACAAUAGAGGUAGAUGGCCAGAGAAUAAAACUGCAAAUAUGGGAUACUGCCGGCCAAGAACGAUUCAGGACAAUAACAUCUACAUACUACCGUGGUACCCAUGGUGUCAUCGUAGUUUAUGAUGUUACAAGUGGGGAAACAUUUGUUAACGUGAAGAGAUGGCUGAUGGAAAUUGAUCAAAAUUGCGAGGUAGCAAAUAGAGUCUUAGUUGGAAAUAAGUGCGAUUGCUUGGAUAAGAAAUUAGUUAGUACUGCAGAUGCAAAGAAAUUUGCAGAGCAAAUGGGAAUACAAUUGUUUGAAGCGAGUGCUAAAGACAAUAUAAAUAUAGAAGAUGUAUUCACUGCUAUUACGAAAUUGGUUUUGAAAACGAAGAUGGAAGCCAGUGCUAAGGCAUCUGAUCCAAACUCAUCAAGUGCAAUUAAAGUUAAUAAAAUAGGCAACAAAAAAAAGUCCAAAGUGAAGUGUUCACUGCUCUAA
Trichoplax adhaerens is the source of this 624-nucleotide messenger RNA. RefSeq lists its product as uncharacterized. Gene Ontology annotation, molecular function: GTP binding; GTPase activity. The transcript is spliced from 6 exons. The coding region runs from base 1 to 624 and encodes 207 amino acids. Lineage: Eukaryota; Metazoa; Placozoa; Uniplacotomia; Trichoplacea; Trichoplacidae. The record is from RefSeq and is a predicted model, not a curated record.